AUGGGUCAAAAAGGGCCACCAUCUAUAUCAAACCCCUCGUCCUUUAGGUUUGUUACAGGUCAAUUGGGAAACAAUAGCGACAAGAACAGGCAAACCAACGUGACUGAAACUCCCGAAGAUGACAUAGACAAAGACCUGGACGAGCUUUCCGAGGAGGAAUGGUUCCAAACAGGAGUCGACUUUGUCUUGUCCGCACAUCCCACGGGCCAUGCUGUGUCAAUGCAAGGCACACUGCUACAACUUGCACCCCCAACCCUCGACAGUGAUUCGCGAUGGCAGGUUUCGGCGGAAGUCUUUCAAAGGCUCUUUGAGAUGGCGGACAGGCUUGAUUUGAAUGGGUACAUUACGCCUGUCCAGGCGUGGAACAGGAUAAGGGACCAUGAGAACUUUCCACGAUUGACGCGCGAGAGAUUGAAAACACUGGAAAAUGCCAUGAGGCCUAAUAUCAAGUGUCAGGGAUUCACAGCAAUUAUGGAGGAAGCCAUCUUCGAGAUAUUGCUGAACAAAGCCCUUAGUCCUUGA
This is a messenger RNA of Penicillium verrucosum, 522 nucleotides long. RefSeq lists its product as uncharacterized. NCBI's taxonomy places the organism in Eukaryota, Fungi, Ascomycota, Eurotiomycetes, Eurotiales, Aspergillaceae. The transcript has 3 exons. The record is from RefSeq and is a predicted model, not a curated record. Bases 1 to 522 code for a protein of 173 amino acids.